ACAGAGUUGUGAAUCUUUGUGUUCUUCUUGGUUUGUACUUGGAAUUUGUACGAUAUGGACAAAAUCAGUCGACUGCCGGAUGAAUUAUUGGUGAAGAUAUUAUCGUUUCUUCCAACAAAAGUUGCUGUCUCCACUAGCAUCUUGUCCAAACAAUGGGAUUUUCUAUGGAUGUGGUUACCUAAACUCGACUACAGUACUAGAAAGUAUUCAGAGUCCGAAUGCGUGAGGUUACGGUGUUUUCUUAACAGAAAUCUGCCAUUACACAGAGCUCCGGUCAUAGAAAGCUUCCGCCUCGAUUUUCUUGCUUCACAAUUCAAACCUAUGACAAUUAGAUCAUGGCUUCUAACUGCAGUUUCACGCAACCUACUAGAGGUGGAGAUUUCUCAUGCUUAUACUAAGAAGGUGCUGAACAUAUUGCCGAGUAGCUUGUACACUUGUAAAUCACUCGCGUCCUUGAAACUGAAUGGAAUGAGGACUCUAGUGGAUGUUCCUCGUAUGGUUUCUCUCCCUUGUCUGAAAAAUUUGUGGCUUGAAGGUGUGAAAUACAAGAAUGAAGAUUCUCUUCAGCGCCUUAUAUCUAAUUGCCCUGUUCUUGAAGAUCUAUUUCUGAACGGAUGCAAAGGGGACAAUAUGGUAAAGUUCAUUGUUAUCGUCCCCUCGUUGCAACGUUUAACCGUCAUUAUACCUGAGGAUAUAGAUGAGUUUGUGAUAGAUACUCCUUCUUUGAAAUACUUCAAAAUUGACUACUGUAAUUACAAGAGACACCACUGUUUGAUUGAGUAUAUGCCUAAGCUGGAGGAGGCAUAUGUAGAAGUUAGCUUUGAUGAUAUUUAUAUUGAGAGGUUUAUCAAACCAAUCACUUCUGUCAAACGUCUGACAUUAUGCAUAGAGUUGUAUGGUGGUGAUGGUUUUGUCUUCAACCAGCUUGAACAUCUGCAACUAUGUACAUGCGAUGAAUAUAAGUCGGAUGAGAUUGUUGUCCGGUUGCUCAAAGAUUCACCUAACUUACGAGUACUAGACCUAUUCAAAAUGAAAUGUCAUGACACUAUUGGUGGUCUGUAUCGUUGGAAUCAACCAAGUACGGUUCCGGAAUGUAUUUUGUCGAGUCUACAAACUUUCAAGUGCUCAGGAUACUUGGGAACACGAGGAGAAAGAGAUCUUGUGAUUUAUAUAUUAAAAAACGCUAACCAAUUAAAGACUGCAACGAUCUUGUUUCCGACGGUUGACAUGAAAAAAGAGCUGACUCUUUCUUCUCGAGCUUCUAACGCAUGCCAACUUGUAUUUGAUUGA
Messenger RNA from Raphanus sativus (radish), 1290 nucleotides. Its product is annotated as FBD-associated F-box protein At4g10400-like. The record is from RefSeq and is a predicted model, not a curated record. Lineage: Eukaryota; Viridiplantae; Streptophyta; Magnoliopsida; Brassicales; Brassicaceae. The coding region runs from base 55 to 1290 and encodes 411 amino acids. Gene Ontology annotation, molecular function: protein binding. The transcript has a single exon.